Messenger RNA from Bolinopsis microptera, 1183 nucleotides. RefSeq lists its product as uncharacterized. The record is from RefSeq and is a predicted model, not a curated record. The transcript is spliced from 6 exons. Lineage: Eukaryota; Metazoa; Ctenophora; Tentaculata; Lobata; Bolinopsidae. The coding region runs from base 307 to 783 and encodes 158 amino acids.
GGGAAUCUGGAUCCUUCGUCGGAUCGUCAAAGAGCUUAGAGGGGAGCUCUACGCUUCACUGGCCAUGCAAAGCAGGGAGAGUGACGGAGGCGGAGGCACUGCUGGCUGCUGGAACGGACAUUAACAAGCUGGACAGAACGCAGUUUAACCCUUUCAUGGACGCGAUCAACUCAGGACAGGUCGACUGUGCUAGAUGGCUGCUGAGGCAAGACGGUUUAAAGCUUCAGACCGAGAUAUGGUCGUUUUGUAGGGAGAGGGUGCUAGAGUCAUUGCUAACAGCUUAACAGAAGGUAGGGAGAGCGAUCCAUGGCUGUCCCGAUAGACCCACUCAGACUCCUGCCGGAAGAUACUCCUCCGGUUGAUCCAGAUGAGACAGUUCUAGCAGAUGAUCAGUUACAGACUGAAGAACAUAUCCCACAGAUCAAUGCGUCAACAUCUGCAAAUGAAGCUGAUAUCAGAAUCGACAUGAUGAUGGUACUACACGAGAUGCUCAUGGAAAAGGUCUCCGUUUGCUUUCCUCCUCCCACGAGCAGUACAAAGUGUGGGUUCAACUUUAAUCUGAUAGAAGAUAUCGUAUGCGGAACCCAAGCCCGGCCAUGUCUGUACAUAAUAACGAAAGAAACCGGUUAUGCUGCGAGGGCGUUUACCUCGAUAGAUGUUGAAAAUGCCCACAGCAUUAUAAAUCAUUUGGACCGCCGAGGGGUCCAAAACUCCUCAAUCGAAGAGCUUAGUAGACAUGCCAGCAACCUACAGAGACUUCAAAUUCUCAGGAAACCUCUCUAGGACGGAAGCUUUAUACUCCGACAUCCACAAUUUACCACGCCCCUGAGAUCGACAAAGGUCUUUCUGAUAGAUUGACUUCCAGCCAAUUCGAUCUAUCGAAGCCGAGUGGGAAGAACAAAGAACUGAAACCCCAUGGUCGCAACGAUGCUCCUCGCGGACAAGGGAGAGUUAGGGCCAUCGGUGGUCACAAGACUGGAUAAUAUUUAUUUUUUAAGCGUUGAGGUUGUCACGAAAGCGUACUGUAACGGGACUAUCAGAUUUGAGUGAUUUGAUUUUGUGAUUUGCAGUUCACGUGAUUUUAUUGUGAUUUUAGACUGUAAAAACUAUAAAGGUUCAAGUUGAACUAUCGUCGCCAUGAUUAUGUAUUUUGGAACUGUUCACGUUGAAAUUGCUUCGUUAA